UGGUAUAAUACCAGACUAUAAGACAUUACAUUGGGGACACAAACACCACUUUAUAGUUUGUUUUGUGCGUAAAAAUGCACUUUCGGCCCGGGACACUUUCCCUCGCAGUCCACCUAACCUCAAACAUGCUUCGUCAAUUCCUGCGCCCAAAUCCAGUGAUUUUGCGUCCUGUGGUGCGCAAUGUGCCCCAAAUUCGGGCCGAGUCGACCACCGAUGAGCCCCUUUUCGACAUGGAAAACCCCUUCGAGAAGGAGAAGCAGCAGUGUCUCCUCUGCCGCCACAAAAUCACCCCCGAUUACAAAAACGUGAGACUGUUGUCCCAAUUCCAGUCCCCCUACACGGGGCGCGUCUACGGGAAGCACAUCACCGGUCUCUGCGAAACCCAACAGAAAUUGGUGGAGGCCGAGAUAGUUAAGGCCCAGAGCGCCGGCCUCAUGGCCACGUAUUUGAAAGAACCGUGUUUUCUCAAAGACCCGAAGUUGUUCGAUGCUGAUAACCCCAUCAGGCCCCACAGGUUUUAAUUAGCUAAGAAAUGUAGGUAACAAUUUAUUGAAACUAAAUCAAUUAAAUAAAUUCUUUUUCCCUUAAACUAAA
Molecule: messenger RNA, 594 nt
Organism: Tribolium madens (black flour beetle)
Lineage: Eukaryota; Metazoa; Arthropoda; Insecta; Coleoptera; Tenebrionidae
Gene: mRpS18C
Product: 28S ribosomal protein S18c, mitochondrial
Exons: 2
Coding region: 75-521 (148 amino acids)
Biological process (GO): mitochondrial translation
Cellular component (GO): mitochondrial small ribosomal subunit; ribosome
Molecular function (GO): small ribosomal subunit rRNA binding; structural constituent of ribosome
Source: RefSeq, a predicted model, not a curated record